This is a messenger RNA of Sclerotinia sclerotiorum 1980 UF-70, 297 nucleotides long. RefSeq lists its product with no specific name. The transcript is spliced from 4 exons. Bases 1 to 297 code for a protein of 98 amino acids. NCBI's taxonomy places the organism in Eukaryota, Fungi, Ascomycota, Leotiomycetes, Helotiales, Sclerotiniaceae. The record is from RefSeq and is a predicted model, not a curated record.
AUGUUCUCCCGGCAGAAUCGGGGUUCUUUCCGUGUUGUAACCAUUAGGUACAGCAAAAAGCCUUCAAUCCUAGGCAUAUCCGCCAAAUUUCAGCGCAAACGGGCAGGAAAUUUCCUAGGUAAAGGCUGCGAGAAGGCAAACAAGAUUCCCGUUGCUACCGGUACAACCCCAGAGUACGGACGGGUCCGAAUUCCCUCCAUGUUUAGCGAUGAUAUUAAAGCAAUUAGUUUUGUUCAUUUUUCUGAAGAAACACGUAUGAUCGCCGAAUUAGGUGGCCGGUUUCGUCGAGAUAGUUGA